Vigna unguiculata (cowpea) is the source of this 968-nucleotide messenger RNA. RefSeq names its product Chaperone DnaJ-domain superfamily protein (gene NDHT). The record is from RefSeq and is a predicted model, not a curated record. Lineage: Eukaryota; Viridiplantae; Streptophyta; Magnoliopsida; Fabales; Fabaceae.
UUAGUGAUGACAAUAUAUUUUUUAAUAUUUAUUCUUCUAAGAAAACUCUACAAGAUAUUGAGCAUAACAUUUAUAUAGUAAUACACGGGGGAAGAAUUAAGCAUAAAAUAAUAGUUGAUGGGUAAAUGACAAGGCAUUGGGAGUUUGAAGAGGUGUGAACCACAGAAAAUGGAAGAGUGAAGGAAGGCCACACGGAGUUGUGUUCUUCCAUGGCUUCCACGUGGACAUGCAGAGCUCCUCUGCAGGUUGAACUGGGCAAGUUCUGGAUUUUGAGAAAAAGGAGUAAUUUGCAAGUGCAGUGCUCCGGCAGACCCCCGAGAGCCCCUCCUGGAGUUGACACAAGAAUCCACUGGGACAACGAGGAUGAAGGGUGGAUUGGUGGCGGAGACAGAGAAAAAGACACCAAAUCCAGCAACAUGUUCGCCGACGGUGAUGACUUGGCAGAUUUGCUCCUCACUUCUUCUUUAGGCUCUCAUUACGAAUUCUUAGGAGUAUCACCCGAUGCGGAUUUAGAAGAAAUAAAAGUUGCUUAUAGAAAACUAUCGAAGGAGUAUCAUCCCGACACAACUUCCCUCCCACUGAAAAGUGCGUCGGAAAAAUUCAUGAAACUGAGAGAGAUUUACAACGUUCUGAGCGACGAAGAGAGUCGAAAAUUUUAUGAUUGGAGCCUUGCUCAAGAGGCUGCAAGCCGACGUGCAGAGAAGAUGAGAAUGAAAUUAGAGGAUCCUCGGGAGCAACAACUCAGGAACUGGGAACCUGUUCCCGACAUGGUCGACCGCCUCGGUGGAAAGAAUAUGAAGCUCAGUGAUCAGGCUGUCUCUGCCAUCACUAUUGAUGUUUUUAUCAUUAUUUUUUCCAUCUGCUGUAUCAUUUACGUAAUCUUUUUUAGAGAACCAUAUUACUACUAGCUUAGCUAUAACCCUUUACAACUUAUACUGCACAAUCAAAUAUAUUACACCAUUUCUUUC